Molecule: messenger RNA, 821 nt
Organism: Haplochromis burtoni (Burton's mouthbrooder)
Lineage: Eukaryota; Metazoa; Chordata; Actinopteri; Cichliformes; Cichlidae
Product: sodium/hydrogen exchanger 9B2-like
Exons: 7
Biological process (GO): proton transmembrane transport
Cellular component (GO): membrane
Molecular function (GO): antiporter activity
Source: RefSeq, a predicted model, not a curated record
UACUGGCUGCCGUUUCUCCAGCAGUUGUUGUUCCUUCAAUGCUGCUCCUGCAGAGAGAAGGAUAUGGAGUGGAGAAGGGAAUCCCCACCCUCCUGAUGGCUGCUGGAAGCUUUGAUGAUAUUCUUGCCAUAACAGGAUUCUCUACUUGUUUGGGAAUCGCCUUCUCUACAGGUUCUACAUGGAUGAACAUACUGAAGGGUCUGCUGGAGGUGGUGGGAGGCAUCGUAGCUGGUAUGAUCCUGGGCAUGUUCUUGUACUGCUUCCCCAGCAAUGACCAGGAGGAUCUGGUAUUGAGGAGGACCCUCAUGUUGCUGGGUCUGUCCAUAUUUUCAGUCUUCUUCAGUCAUGUUAUAGGUUUUGCUGGAGCUGGAGGUCUCUGUACACUGGUGCUGGCUUUCCUGGCUGCACUGGGCUGGAAGACUGAAAAGGCACCAGUAGCAGAAAUGGUGGGCCGGUCAUGGGAUGUAUUUCAGCCACUUCUCUUUGGUCUGAUUGGAGCUGAGAUCACGAUUAAAGCACUCAGCCCAAGCACUGUGGGUCUGGGUAUGGCCUGCAUUCUUAUUGGUCUGGUGAUCCGUCUACUUGUCACCUUCCUGUUGGUUCAUUAUGGAGGAUUCAACUUAAAAGAGAAGCUCUUCAUUUCUGUGGCCUGGCUGCCUAAAGCUACUGUGCAGGUCUGUAUGCUGCUGGCAGGUCUGCUAUUGCGUAAUGUUCCUUACAUAACAGACGCCAUCUUCAUCGACACUCACUGGUCUGCAGCUCUGAGGAACAUCGCCUUGUCCAUCAUCCUGACCAGGGCUGGUCUGGGCCUCAACCCUGAG